CGCCCUCCUCCUCCUCCUCGCCUUCCUCCGGCUCAGCCGCCGCGCCGCCGGGUUGCUCCUGCUUCCUCCCCGGGCGCCCGCGGCGAUGUUCAACCGCGCCGUGAGCCGGCUGAGCAGGAAGCGGCCACCGUCAGACAUCCACGACAGCGAUGGUAGCUCCAGCAGCAGCCACCAGAGCCUCAAGAGCACAGCCAAAUGGGCGGCAUCCCUGGAGAAUCUGCUGGAAGACCCGGAAGGCGUGAAAAGAUUUAGGGAAUUUUUAAAAAAAGAAUUCAGUGAAGAAAAUGUUUUGUUUUGGCUAGCAUGUGAAGAUUUUAAGAGAAUGCAAGACAAGACACAGAUGCAGGAAAAGGCAAAGGAGAUCUACAUGACCUUUCUGUCCAGCAAGGCCUCAUCACAGGUCAACGUGGAGGGGCAGUCUCGGCUCAACGAGAAGAUCCUGGAAGAACCUCACCCUCUGAUGUUCCAGAAACUCCAGGACCAGAUCUUUAAUCUCAUGAAGUACGACAGCUACAGCCGCUUCUUAAAAUCUGAUUUGUUUUUAAAACACAAGCGAACCGAGGAAGAGGAAGAAGAUUCGCCUGAUGCUCAAACUGCAGCUAAAAGAGCUUCCAGAAUUUAUAACACAUGAGCCCCCAAAGAGCCAGGACUGGCAGCUUUAAGAAGCAAAGGAACUUCCUCUCAGGACCGUGCAGGGUUUAUCAUUGCUUUGUUAUUUGUAAGGACUGAAAUGUACAAAACCCUUCCAUGGGAUAUGUGUGUUUUAUUAACUGCUUCACCAGUAAAUUUUGCAUGAUGGCUAAGCUAACAUAAAAAAAUAAUAAUAAUAACUUGGAA
Messenger RNA from Chlorocebus sabaeus (green monkey), 837 nucleotides. It is a transcript of the gene RGS10, whose product is annotated as regulator of G protein signaling 10. The record is from RefSeq and is a predicted model, not a curated record. Gene Ontology annotation, biological process: regulation of G protein-coupled receptor signaling pathway. Gene Ontology annotation, molecular function: G-protein alpha-subunit binding; GTPase activator activity. Gene Ontology annotation, cellular component: plasma membrane; nucleus; cytoplasm. Lineage: Eukaryota; Metazoa; Chordata; Mammalia; Primates; Cercopithecidae.